AUGAGCAGGAACUAUACGUUUGUACAAGGAAGCUGGGAAACACAACAUGAAGUGGUGAACCGCGUGAGUCCUGCAGAAGAUUCUCCCGCUGAUGACGACACACUCAUGUUCCCACUCUCACACACUGCACAGCGUCAGGCGUCUGCGACACACUCUCUGCUCAUGCUGGAAAUGGCCAGCACAGCGGCUGUUGCCGAGAAAUAUCAGCUCACAGAAGGUCAGAGUAAAUGGGUUUUACUGUCUCACCACAGCUUGUUAUCUGAAAGUGAAAUAAAUAUAGUCCUGCUACGACCGGCUCGCUCUCACUCCGCCAGCAUGAUGAAGACGACUCUGCUCGUCAUGUUCCUCGUCACACACUCUUCAGCUAUUCUUACAGUCAGCAAAAUAUCAGUUCAAAAACAUCAAACCAUCAUAAUCCCUUGUUUAUAUAAUGAGAGAUAUGUCAGUAACCGUAAAUAUGUGAGUUCUGGAGGCGUUUGGCUCUUCAGUAGAGAAGUGAAGCACGGCAGAAUGUGUUUAGCGGAUAACCGAACAGAGAAGGUGUUCACCGCCACGCUGAGCAGCGCCGAGGAGAGCGACUCCGGCUCCUACUGGUGUGCCAUCGAGGGCACUGGGUCUGAUCCGCACGCACAACUCCACUUGGAGGUUAUAAAAGGUAAAGCCCGGCUCCACGUGUCGAGUCAGAGCGUGUCCGGCUACGAGGGAGGCCGCGUCACCGUCCUCUGUCACGGAGCGUCACUGUGGUGUCAGAUCGGAGGCUCGUGUGUUGGGAGAGAUGAAGAAAGCUCAGAUAAAGCUCAUGUCAGAGGAGACGGGGAGGCUCUGAGCGUGAGCUUGAGCGAGCUGAAGAUAGAGGACAGUGGAUGGUACUUCUGCUCCGAUGGGAAAUACCAGAUGCCAGUUCAUAUUAGUGUGAGGAAGGCCACAAGACCAGUUACUGUUCACUACACAGGCCACACCACAGCAUCCAGCCAAGACAACGUGGCGUGGGGUCCGGGUCUCCUGUGGCGGGCCGUUCUGGGAGCGAUGCUGCCCGCGGUCUUCUGUGUGGCUGUGGCUCUGAUCAGACGAAACAUCAGCAGAAGUGAGAGACUCAGAUAUUUACAUUUACAUUUAGUCAUUUAGCAGACGCUUUUAUCCAAAGCGACUUACAAAUUAGGACUAAAUUAAAGCGAGUCAUCGU
Molecule: messenger RNA, 1183 nt
Organism: Rhinichthys klamathensis goyatoka
Lineage: Eukaryota; Metazoa; Chordata; Actinopteri; Cypriniformes; Leuciscidae
Exons: 6
Coding region: 1-1125 (374 amino acids)
Source: RefSeq, a predicted model, not a curated record